AUGAAUGCUAUUAGCUGGAAUUGCCGUGGGCUUGGGAACCCACGGGCCAUUCAAUUCCUUGUUGACAUCUGUGUUCAAAAGAAGCCCAAUUUUAUAUUCCUUUGUGAAACUUUAUGCAAUAAUGACAUUGUCGAUAGGCUCAAGGUUCGGUUGGGCUUUGAAAAUAGCUUUACUGUGCCGGCCCAAGGUAGAAAAGGUGGACUAGCUUUUUUAUGGAAAAUUUCUACUGAUGCUCAUUUGCUUAAGUUUUCGGCCCACCAUAUUGACUUGGAAGUUCAUGUUCCUGGCUUUGUUCACUGGCGUCUUACUGGGUUCUAUGGAGAACCAAACCGCUCACGACGCCAUACAACGUGGGAGCUUCUGUGUGAGCUGGCAGAUGCUUCAACCUUGCCAUGGUGCAUUCUUGGAGACUUCAACAACAUCACCACUCAUGACGAUAAGAAGGAUGGUCGGCUUUAUCCUGAAUCACUAAUCAAUGGCUUCAAUACAACUCUUCAUGACUGCCAAUUGUGUGAACUUCAGUUGCAUGGUCACAAAUACACAUGGGAGCGUGGAAGAGGGACCCAAAAUCACAUUGAAAUAAGGUUAGACAAAGCUUUUGCUACUCAUUCUUGGCUAACUAUUUUUAAUGAGGCUCGUUUGUCAAAUUUUGAUUUUUCGUCCUCCGAUCAUACUCCUAUUUUCCUUGAACCCGCACCUGUUGUUAUGAGUAAACCGGUUGUUAUUUUUCGUUAUGAAAAUGCUUGGGGCCGUGAACCUUUAUGUAGCCAAAUUGUCCAAAAUUGGUGGGAGGUUAAUGCUCAUCUCCCUCUUGCUGAUAAAACUAAGCUUUGUCUUGAAACUUUACUUGAUUGGGGCCGUGAUCUUACUGGGCACUUCAAGAAGCGACUGUCUAAUAGUAAGAAAAAACUAUCAAGCCUCAAGUCUCGUGACAAUUCGGACUCAUAUGAAGACUUUUUGAAUGAGCAAUGGGACAAAAAUAGCAAAUAUUUUCAUGCCACCGCAAGCUCUCGUAAACGAAAUAAUCAAAUUGUCCAACUUCAGGAUAGUGAUGGUGUUUGGAGAGGCUGGAAUUCAGGUCUUGAUCAGGUAAUAAUUGAUUAUUUCUCGGUUCUUUAUACUACUGAUCAUGCUAUUUGUGGCUCUGUUGUCAAUGGUAUACGUCGCUCAGUUACUGGUGAACAAAACGAAAUCUUGCUCUGCCCAAUCACAGCUAAUGAAGUUAAGCAAGCUCUCUUCCAAAUGCACCCUGACAAAGCUCCAUGA
Molecule: messenger RNA, 1266 nt
Organism: Cannabis sativa
Lineage: Eukaryota; Viridiplantae; Streptophyta; Magnoliopsida; Rosales; Cannabaceae
Exons: 2
Coding region: 1-1266 (421 amino acids)
Molecular function (GO): catalytic activity
Source: RefSeq, a predicted model, not a curated record